Molecule: messenger RNA, 2877 nt
Organism: Betta splendens (Siamese fighting fish)
Lineage: Eukaryota; Metazoa; Chordata; Actinopteri; Anabantiformes; Osphronemidae
Gene: a1cf
Product: apobec1 complementation factor
Exons: 13
Coding region: 201-2015 (604 amino acids)
Cellular component (GO): nucleus
Molecular function (GO): mRNA binding
Source: RefSeq, a predicted model, not a curated record
AUAGCAGGUUAACGAUUAACGCCAGCCGGCUCGUAAAGCUAACACCAGGACAGUGAACCUUUGGAGUUUGAUAUGAUGCGAUCACUCAGUGACACACAGCUCAGAAUGACACAGCUCUGAUCGGAGGGAGGUGAUCUCUGGAAUUGCUCAGUGAGCUCCCCUAAUUUCGCUGAUUCUCAUAUCGCUGUCAAUCACACCCAAUGGAAUCCAAUCAGAAAACAAGCGGGGACGAACUGACGGGGACCCAGAAGGAGGCUGCGCUUCGGGCCCUCAUGCAACGCACAGGAUACCAGCUGCGGCAGGAGAACGGGCAGCGGCGGUACGGCGGCCCCCCGCCGGGCUGGGACGGACCUCCACCUGAGAGAGGCAGCGAGAUCUUUGUGGGCAAACUACCCAGAGAUCUGUUCGAGGACGAGCUGGUUCCGCUGUGUGAGAAGUUUGGGCAGAUCUACGAGGUGAGGAUGAUGAUGGACUUCAACGGGAACAACAGAGGCUACGCCUUCGUCACGUUCACCAACAAACAGGAAGCCAGAACCGCCAUGAAGCAGCUCAACAACUAUGAGAUCAGGAACGGACGCCUCCUCGGCGUCUGUGCCAGCGUGGACAACUGCCGUCUGUUCGUUGGCGGGAUCCCCAAAACCAAGAAGCGCGAGGAGAUUCUGAGCGAGAUGAGGAAGGUGACGGACGGGGUGGUGGACGUCAUCGUGUACCCCAGCGCCGCAGACAAGACCAAGAAUCGCGGCUUCGCCUUCGUGGAGUACGAGAGCCAUCGAGCAGCCGCCAUGGCUCGCCGCAAACUGCUGCCAGGUCGCAUUCAGCUGUGGGGUCACGCCAUUGCUGUGGACUGGGCCGAGCCUGAAGUGGAGGUGGAUGAGGACACGAUGGCGACCGUCAAGAUCUUGUACGUGAGGAACCUGAUGCUGCAGACCACGGAGGAGACCAUUGAGAAGGAGUUUAACAGCCUCAAGCCAGGUGCCGUGGAGCGAGUGAAGAAGAUCAGAGAUUACGCCUUUGUUCACUUCGCUCAGAGAGAAGACGCCAUCGACGCCAUGAAUGCUCUGAGCGGGAAGAUGGUGGACGGGUCUCCCAUCGAAGUGACGCUGGCCAAGCCGGUCGACAAGGACAGUUACGUCCGAUACACGAGAGGAACCGGAGGAAGAGGAGGGACGCUGCUGCAGCCCGACUACAGCGCCUACACCCUGGGACAGGUCUACGACCCCUCGGCCACCUACCUGGGUGCACCCGUCUUCUACGCCCCCCAGGCCUACGCGGCUGUACCGGGUCAGUUCCGCUUCCCGGCAGCCAAAGCUCACGUUGGGGGACGAGGCCUGAUCCGGACCCCAUCGGUCAGAGAAAUUUACAUGACUGUACCUGUAGGGGCUGCGGGGGUGCGGGGGCUUGGGGGGCGGGGAUACUUGGCCUACGCCGCAGGGGGCGGAGUCGUGGGCCGAGGUGGCGGCGGCGCCUCCUACGGCCUGAAGGCCGACAAGCAGGCAGAGGAGAAGCUGUACGACCUGCUGCCGGGGAUGGAGCUGACGCCCAUGAGCCCGGCGGCCAUGAGCAUGAAGGCCGCCGCCAUCAAGCCUGCACCUCAGGUUCUGGAGGAGCUGUGUCAGAAGAACAACUGGGGCCAACCUGUCUAUCAGCUGCACUCGGCCAUCGGUCCCGAUCAGAGGCAGCUCUUCCUCUACAAGAUCACCAUCCCAGCGCUGGCGUCACAGUACCCCAACGUACAUCCUUUCACACCCGCCAAGCUGUGCGCCGCUGUGGAGGAAGCUAAGGUCCACGCGGCCGAGCACACCCUGCAGACGCUGGGCCUGCAGACGGACGGCGCCGCCGAGGCUUCGGUGGCCUUCCCAGGUUACACUCUGGCGAGUCCGGCGCCGUCGGCCGUGGCCUCCCAGCUGAAGCAGGCCGUGUCUCUGGGUCAGGACCUGGCCGCCUACGCCACCUACGACGGCUACCCCGCCUUUGCCGUGGCCACGCGCCACGCUAACGGAUACGGAGUCUUCUAGAGCAGAGUCACUGCCACGCUGUUCUGCUUCUCAAGAGAAAGUUCAUCUAAACUAUUCUAAUAAACUGUGAAAGAAGAUCAGAUUCAGAAAGAUGCAUCUCCAGAACAAAAAGCCAAAAGGAGUGAGAGCUCCUUUUACCAAACAUCUGCAGCUCAACAGCUGGAAACGCAUGGGACUUGUCAGUCACCCUCACUCUGAUCCUUCACCUUUUCCUCUGUUCUUGCUUCUCAUAGCAUCGGUCACUGGGACAAAGCCAGUUUGUAGCUGGAGGCCGGUGAUACUGAACAGGUUAAAUCCACUUUGUUGUUUUAUUUUAAUAUUACUGCAAUUUGUAGUUCUUCAACGUAUCAAGCUACCUGUAGAUUUAACGUUUGGACCUUGUUCCAGAGAUGGUAUAAAGGCACUGUCCAGGACCAGGUUCUGGUCAUUUACAAACUGUUGGUAUCUACAUAUAUACACUGUAUAUAGUGAGACUAUGUGACUCUGGGUCAUGAACAUUUCCCUUCAUGACCAAGUCGAUUUUUUUUUUUCUGGUUGGUUUGAAUCAGUCUUACGAAUGCUUUUGUUGUUUCUUCCGAUGUUUCCAGAGUUUAAUUGAGACACUGGAGACACCCGGGCGGUGAACAGGCCAAAGCAGAGACAGUAUUAAAGUGUGCAAAGCACUUAGAGCUUAUUUUUAUACCAGGACACAGAAGAAAUAUCAAGACAUUGUACGAAGACAUAUUUUGCAUCUUUGAAUCUGGUACCAGAAUCAGAACCAAUUUGUGAUCAUCUCAAAGAAUUGGGUUUAAUUUACAGAAAAUAGCUUUAAUAGUGUAAUUGUAAAGAUUACUACUGUUUUAGAAUAAAGGCCAACAAGGAA